UAGUCUCCUGCUCCUACUGUUAAGUCUGCAAAGUAAAGUAUUGGCAUCGUAUUCUUCGCGCUGAAAUGAUUUUCCUCGUGAGCUUCAAGCCAACAACCGCAGAGCCCGACCGUUUAUGCUACUGACGACUUGCCUGCGCUUUGUUUCUCCACAAAUUUCUUUCUCCUUUCGCUUUCUACCUAAAACGACUCCAUUCUCUGCCUCUCUCAGCUGCAACAACAGGUCUCAAUCUGCACGAGUUGCUGCCCUUUGUCAUCUUCUGAAGCAACCACCCCUUACGAUUGGCUCUCACCAGCUGCUCCUCUCAUUUGGAGGGACGUUCGCAAUGGAGACCAACUCACCUUGUACACUGGUUCUAUGCGGAAAGUCAUCUACUGAAACUGAAAUAGCAAAAUCAUUGAAGGAAAAUAGCAUCAUUAAACUCCCUGAUGGCCACGAAGUUUCAGUUCUAUUACAAUCGGAGAUGGUUAUGCCAGUGAAACAGGAUUCUUUCAAUGCCAAAUUGUUCAUUAACUCUCUUUCAACUGAACAAUUUGGUCGGUUUCUCAUUUGGUCUCCGCGGUUGACUUCAACACAUGAUGCUGUUUCUCACAACUUUUGCGAGCUUCCAGUUGGUGCAGUUUGUGUUGCAGAUUCUCAGUUCAAAGGGAGAGGUCGAUCAAAGAAUGCAUGGGAAUCUCCUAAGGGUUGCCUCAUGUUUUCUUUUACUGUACAAAUGGAGGAGGGAAGGAUUGUGCCUCUGCUACAAUAUGUAGUCUCUCUGGCUGUUACAGAGGCAAUUAAGGAUGUCUGUAACAUAAAUGGUUUACCAUUCCUUGAUGUUAAAAUAAAGUGGCCAAAUGAUCUCUACCUAAAUGGUCUUAAAGUUGGAGGCAUUCUAAGCACCUCUACAUAUAAAGCAAAUAAGUUCAAUAUCAGUGUUGGUAUAGGUUUGAAUAUUGAUAAUGAUGAACCAACGACAUGCUUGAAUGCAGUACUAAGAGACUUGGUUAGUUCCUCAGUGCAACUUAAAAAAGAAGAUAUUGCAGCAGCCUUCUUUAACAAAUUUGAGAGGUUUUAUAAUCUUUUCAUACAUCAAGGAUUUAAGUCUCUUGAGGAGCUUUACUAUAGAACAUGGCUACACAGUGGACAGAGAAUUAUAAUACAGGAAAAGAAUGAGGAUGAAAUAGUGGAAAAUGUGGUCACCAUCCAGGGUUUGACAUCGUCAGGCUAUUUGCUAGCAAUUGGUGAUGACAGUCAGUUGUGUGAGCUUCAUCCUGAUGGCAAUAGCUUUGAUUUCUUAAAAGGCCUGGUCAGAAGAAAACUGGAAUGAAGGAUAUUCCUUGGCACAUCCACUGGAAGCAACAUUUCAGUGGAGUGAAAUUGCGAUGCAAAUAGGUCUUCUAUUGCCUUUUUCACUGCUGAUUGGUAGAAACAUGCAGGGCAGAGAGAUCCUUUUUUCAAGUAGCCAACAACUUCCGGAGAUAAUCUUGCCUCUAGUUCAAUUCCAACACUGGUACAGAGAUAUGCCCUACAAUUGUAGGCUACUUUGUUCCCUAACCUUUCCUUGUGUUAAUCCCUUCCUCAGUUUGUGUGUCGUUUUUUUCUUGGCGGUAGGUACAGAAAAAGACUACCUUGCCCCCACAGGACAUUUAAAUUGUUACCCACUGUCUUAGCUGAUGACUUGAUAUGUAUAAAAAUCUAUAUAUUAUAGUUGGGGUAUUAAUGACCACAAACCCAUCUUGAGGAGGGUCCCUAUUGCAGACAGUGGUCUCUUUCAAUACAUGGAACAACACAGAUUUGGGCUGAGUCACCCUGAGAAAGGCUGCAAAAGAGAAACCGAAGUUCGUUCAUUCCUAUUUCUUUGUCGCUGAAGAAAGCAUUUAGGUCCGAUGUCUAAGUUAAGGUCCCACGAUACAGACAUCAAAGCUUAGUUUGUCUGCUGAUUGGCUUCUCCUGCCUUUCUUUGAAGUUAGCCCACACUUCACGAUAGCAUCGACGUUUCAUUUGCGUGUCUCUUCACCACAAUUUUUGGGCUCCAGGAUGACAAAUUAUGGUGCCUGUCGCUAUUAGUUCCUUAACUGCGGGUGAAAAAAAUAAUUGGCAAAGCCUAGUGUUGUUUCUCCAA
This is a messenger RNA of Carica papaya (papaya), 2107 nucleotides long. RefSeq names its product biotin--protein ligase 1, chloroplastic-like. Gene Ontology annotation, biological process: protein modification process. Lineage: Eukaryota; Viridiplantae; Streptophyta; Magnoliopsida; Brassicales; Caricaceae. The record is from RefSeq and is a predicted model, not a curated record. Gene Ontology annotation, molecular function: biotin--[biotin carboxyl-carrier protein] ligase activity. Gene Ontology annotation, cellular component: cytoplasm.